Messenger RNA from Geodia barretti, 579 nucleotides. The record is from the annotation of a GenBank genome assembly. Lineage: Eukaryota; Metazoa; Porifera; Demospongiae; Tetractinellida; Geodiidae.
AUGGAGAGUUCAACGAUGGCUACGGCUGAUGAAGUUCUGCUGGAAACCGACGAUAGAAUGCAAAGGUCCGUCGAGGCACUCAGGCGCGAACUGAACACUAUUCGCACAGGGCGAGCCUCACCCGCCCUGAUCGAAACUCUGACGGUUGAGUACUACGGCGUCCCAACUCCAAUGAAUCAACUCGCUUCCAUAUCGGUGCCCGAAGCGCGCGUCCUGAUGAUCCAGCCGUGGGACAGGCAGUCAAUCAGGGAUGUGGAGCGCAGCAUCCUUACAUCUGACCUCGGACUGGUGCCGAACAACGACGGCACCGCCAUCAGGCUUAACAUUCCUGUUCUUACUGAGGAGCGACGCAGAGAACUUGUAAGGCUGGUUGGACGCAAGGUGGAGGAUGGACUUGUGUCCCUUCGCAAUAUUCGCCGCGACAGCCUCGGUGGAUUUCGCUCAAUGGAGAGGAACAAGGAACUGUCUCAGGACGAGAGUCGAUCUGCCCAGAACCAGUUGCAGGAAAUCACCAACGCCUUCUCCAGCCAGAUGCAAGAGAUUAAGCAGGAGAAGGAAGCAGAAGUUAUGGAGGUAUGA